AUGAUAGAUCCGACAGGAACACGGACCACCGCAAACAGAACACUGAAAUUAAUUGAAAAUGAAUACGAUGGCACGGCCGAUGCCCUCAUUGAGGACCUUAAGAGCGUCUACAUAGGAGUACCGGACACAACAUCAGUGCAAUACAACUAUGAGGGACCAGACAACGCGGAGCUGGACGAACCCAUAACAACGGCAGAGCUCUAUGCAGCUGCACAAUCUUUCCGUAAGAACACCGCACCGGGUCCGGACCACAUUACAAAUGCGAUGCUGCGCAACCUCAGUCAGGAAUCACUGCGGCAGCUUGCGACCUAUUUCAACGAUAAUGUAUGGUCCGACGACGGGGAACUGCCAGACGAAUGGAAAGAGGCUACUGUAAUACUCAUACCGAAACCGGCUAAACCCAGAGAUCUGCAAAACUUGAGACCAAUAUCGCUCACGUCGUGUGCAGGGAAGCUUUUUGAGAAGGUGAUCCAAACACGACUGAGCAACUACAUCGAGCGGAAUGAACUUUUUCCCCACUCUAUGCUUGGCUUUAGGCCACACGUCUCGGCACAGGACGCCUUUCUUAUGCUUCGCGACGAAGUUUUGGACCCGCCACGAAGCAAAGAAGCCAGGAUAGUUGUGGCGCUCGAUGUCAAAAAAGCGUUUGACACGAUCUCUCACGAAGCAAUCCUCGAAGGUCUGGAAGACAUAGGUUGCGGAAGAAGGGUGUUUCGGUACGUCCUUGCCUUCCUUCGCGACAGGAAGGCAACGAUUGGGUUGGGCAGUACGCGCUCUGACGUCUUCGCGAUGCCCAACCGAGGAACUCCACAGGGCUCAAUCUUGUCGCCUCUUCUUUUCAAUGUCGGGCUGAGGCGACUGGCCCUAGAACUCGCGCAAGCACGGGACCUCGGAUGUACGAUUUAUGCCGAUGACAUAACGUUGUGGGCACACCGGGGUUCCUAUGGAGAAAAACAAGACCUAUUACAGGAGGCCAUUAACAAGGUAGUGAACUUCACCAAGCACGCGGGUAUGACGUGCGCACCCGAAAAAUCAGAGUUCAUGUGCGUACGCAGCAAGCGUCAUAAGAAAACUACCACACCAAGGAUCGACUUACAUCUCGACGGCAAGGCCAUUCGUGAAGUCGCCCAAAUGAGAGUGCUUGGCCUGCUUAUCCAAGAGAAUGGCAACGUCGAUGCCACAAAUCGGAGCUUAACACCAACCGUUAAGAGUGUGGCACGUAUGAUAUGGCGAGUUGGACGCAGCCGCAACGGGCUCGCGGAAGAAGAAACUAUUAAGCUGGUGCAAGCAUUUGCAAUUAGCCGCAUUACUUACGGCCUGCCGUUCCAAAAACUUAACCAAACUGAAACGAAGAAGGUGGACACCCUUAUCAGAACGGCAUACAAGUCUGCUCUGGGACUCUCGAACACAGUCAGCACGGAGCGCCUGGAGCGAUUGGGUAUUUACAACAAAUAUGAACAUGCCUCUGCAGUCCUGAUAUCGCAAAGAGAAAGGCUGAGCUCUACGCCCCAGGGCCGCUCUAUUCUCCAAAGACUGGGAUACAACGCUCGACCCUUGUUCUACGGAGACGAAACAGACUUGUUGUCACGAGAUUUGAGGGAGCACGUCCAUGUCUCACCUAUACCACGAAAUAUGAGUGCCAGGUACCACGCAGGCCGCAGACAGGCCAGGACGAGGACUCUGCAGAAGCGAUUCGGCAAGGAUCCGGCCGUCUACUACACGGACGCGAGUGCAACCACUCGCAGGGACUUCUACGCGAUCGCCGCAACCAAUAGAGUCACCCCGAUAACCGCUACGGUUAAGACUACCUCGGUAUGCACAGCAGAGGCAGCGGCAAUAGCGCUGGCGAUACGAGACGCCGACUUUAAGGGUCAGUCGGCUCACGUGCUUACAGACUCGCAGUCAGCGUGUCGACUCUUUAUGCGGGGAAUGCUACCACGCAGCGCCCAAAGAAUACUCGGCUCACGACUGGACCAGGACCACGGCAUUACAUGGUGCCCCGCGCACAACGGACUCGACGGGAACGAAAGGGCAGACCGCAUUGCUCGAGGAAGCAACGACCAAGCAGCGGCCAGAACCCUAGAGGAACCACUGUCCGCAGUGCGCGACAUAUUAGAGAAUCAGAGGAGGGAGAGACGGACCUACGGCCCUCCGCACUGCAAACUAAAUAGAAGACAAGCCCAAGACUGGCGUCGCAUACAAACCAAUUCAUACCCGCACCUAAACCUCUUACACAAGCAGCACCCGACAUAUUACACAGACACCUGCCCGUGGUGCGGCGCGAAACCCACGCUGGCCCACAUAACGUGGGAAUGUACGGCUCGGCCAUGCAACGUCAAUUCACCUUUUCUAAGCGUCACGGACUUCGUACGGCAGUGGGAGGCACUACUCGCAAGCGAGGAUCAGGGAAGCCAGCUGGCCCUCCUGGACCAAGCUCAGCGAGCCGCAAGAGCCAGUGGAGCCCUGGACUGA
This is a messenger RNA of Dermacentor albipictus, 2472 nucleotides long. NCBI's taxonomy places the organism in Eukaryota, Metazoa, Arthropoda, Arachnida, Ixodida, Ixodidae. The record is from RefSeq and is a predicted model, not a curated record.